Messenger RNA from Loa loa (African eye worm), 2278 nucleotides. RefSeq lists its product as hypothetical. The record is from RefSeq and is a predicted model, not a curated record. Lineage: Eukaryota; Metazoa; Nematoda; Chromadorea; Rhabditida; Onchocercidae. Bases 1 to 2160 code for a protein of 719 amino acids. The transcript is spliced from 18 exons.
AUGGCUGUAUUGUCUUUGCCAUCUAUGGUGUCUGAUUUCGAAGGCGAAAUCGGUCAUGUUGUCGUGGCUGGAAACGAAACGCUGAUUUUCGUCAGGCUAUCCACUUGGCAGGGGGAGUGGGAAAAAAUUAAUACCAAGCUCCAGAGUUUGGUGCCUUUCUUAAAGAAAAUCACCUCUCUCUCUGCAGUUAAAUCCGGUGAAGUCUACAUCGUAAAGGUGAAAGACUCGUUUGAAAGAUCAUAUAUCAUUCGACGACCUGCGCCUGAAACAUACUUGAUUUAUCUUAUUGAUAAAGGCAUGCAAUAUGAAAUACAGUUCGGUGAAAUCUACGAAUUUCCGCCAGAGUUGUUCGAAUUCGGGAUGUUCAAUUGUGUCUGCCCUGUUCUGGUGCCAUCUGCGGAAGAGCUAAACACGUACAAGACCUUUGUUGGGUAUAAAUGCAAGUGCAUUGUAGAGGCCGUCUCAAAAUCCAUAGUGGUAAUGGGAUUUGUUCGUGGUCGAUUACUGAUAGAAAUUAAAGGACAUUAUGAGGAUCUGUACGAUAUUAUUUUUGGGAAAAGAGCAAAUCGUCCUGGCGGUAGUGGCAUUGCAUUAGCAAAGUUGCAUUUGACAACCGAUAAAAAUCCAGGACAUUUACAAGCUGGACAGAUGGAUGAUAGUUCUAGCGCAAGUAGCGAGUCGACUUUUCCUCGUCCGUUUAUUCAGAAAACCGGAUUCAAAAUAAAUGCCAAUGCACGAUUGUUGUUUCCAGACGGAAAUGAUUUCGCUACUCCAAAAAAAGAGAAACAUGUUCGUAUGGGCACAGGAUUCAUCGUGGAGCAUGAUAGAAUCAAGAUGGGGACUCUGUUUAAUCAGACAGCGUUCAAACAGUAUAUACCUGAAAUGCUGCCGAUGAAAAUAUCUGCUCGAUUUGACAAAACAGACCGUAUGAUGAACACUUUCUGGGUUGUCAAUAAGAAAAUUUUCUCAGCUGCUGAAAGAGCGUUAAGGGAAGUUGGGAACAAAUUAUCGCGUUUUCCUCCUGUAAGUCGUAGAAGUGAGGAUAUCCAAAUGCGACAGACACCUUGCAUCGCACGUGCUCGGGCUGAUACUGCUUAUAAAUCUCUCUAUCGUGGUGUUCCAGCUCAGUACGAUUCUCACACGAAGAGAAUCUCAGUUUUUUUGGUGGAUUUCGGAUGGUUCAAAUGGGUCUUGGCUAAUGAUGUCCUUGACAUUUCCACCAUGGAUAAGUCUGACCCUGUUAGGAAUUUGCCAGUAGCAAUGAUACAUUGUCGCGAAGACACAACAAGCACUUAUCACGCUAAUGAUCUCAUUAAGGGAGCUGAUUGCGAAAUAAUUAUCAAAGGAAAUGCGUCACGAGACGUGUAUACGGUUGAUUUAUUGAGACCUCCUUUUAUGUCAAGUCGAUUCGAUGGCACAGCCGAAAUAAAUGGAAGGGAAACAAUGGUUGACAAUAUGCGGGAGACUGAAAUGGUUUCAUCGUGCAAGAAGUUGGUCACUGAAACCUGUCAGCAACAAUUGAUGACAUCGAUGAUGAUGGAAACAUUAAGUAUUGCUGGUCGUGAGUUGGCACAACAGCCUCGAGCUCUCUGGCCAAGUUUCUACCCAACUGUUUUUCCAAUGGCGAUGCCCAUGAUGAUGGCAGUGAUGUUUCCGGUAAUGUGGCCAGUGCCAUUUACGAACACUAACCUUCAGGGUAUUGGAGACAGCGUUGCUGUUAGACCUCAGAACACGGGAACAAAUGAUUUCGAGGGCGCUACCUUUUCGAAUAACAAUCCAAGGGGUCGAUCAGGCACGCGUGUAACAAAUAAUAAACGUUCUCCAAAGAUGGACUGUAUGCAAAAAAGUGGAGCCAGAUUUCAAAGUAGCAGUACGCAACCAGAAAGAGAAUGGCCACGCAGUGACAGCAGUGCUAAAAAUGUAUUUGCUGUUGUUCCUAGUGAUAAAAAUAAACAGAUGCCACGAAAUUCGUAUGGAGAGGAGAAUAAUGGACUGUCGUGGGAUCUUCCGCCACAGUAUGCAAAGCAGCGUCGAACGUUUCAGAGAGGUUGUGACAGUAAUGCGCAGAAAGAUCGGCUUACAGAUUGGGAAAAGGCCGUCGCAGCUGAUCGAGCAGUUCGUAACCAGCAGGACAAUAAUCCGUCUGGUGGCGGUGUUUAGAUUUGGAAGUAGAAAUAAUACCAAUGUGUCCAGAUGUUUCGCUAAUUACUAGUCUUCGUUGCUUUGCUAAUCUUCGUUGGCAUUAUAUUUCAUUAACUUAGGAAUGUGAAAGUGACCC